GAAGAAUGUACAAACAACUUCAUUCAAAUUGGUUUGAGAGAACUUUCUGCUCCAAUAGUGGCGCGUAUUCUCUGCAUGAUGUCUAGAUCUCAUAUGGGCUUGACUGAUGCUGUUCCUGUUCAGAACUUAAAUAGCAAUAACAUGAUCAUAUGGAAUGAAAAUAAAGAAAAAUCUGAUGGAAAUCAACACCCUACAUGGAACAUAGAAAUUUUUGUUCAAGUUAUUCAUGAAAUGGCUCCAUCCUUAGAUUGGAAAGAAGUUAUUCAUGAACUUGAUAAUCCUGGCUUUCUCCUAAAAGAUAGGAAAAGUUUUAAACUACUUUGGCAAGCUUUAAUGCUAGGACUUAAUCAUGAAACAUUUCCUAUGGAUAGGAUGUACAGACGAUGGAGGCAUACUGAAGGACAGUUUACAUUUUUCCAACAAGCUUUAAAUUGCUCUGACCUUGUGUGCUUAACUGACUAUGCUCACCGUCCUGUCUUAACAGAUGCCUUAAAAGCUCCUCCUGAAGAUGACAACCGAAGUAUCUCAAAUUGGAAAUCUUUGGAUUUAAUUGAAACAUUGUUAUAUUUGUCUGAAUCUCCAUAUUUUAAAGAAGAGCUUUUUAAAUUUCCAGUAGCUCAUUGUCCGGACCUCCUCAUAUUAGGGCUCAUCCAAACAUCUAAAACAAUAAACCAUCUUCACAAAGAACUGUUGUCGACAUUAAUACCAAUAUUUCUUGGAAAUCAUCCCAAUUCUGCUAUGGUAUUACAUCUUGCAUGGCAUAGUCAGUAUCACUCUACUGCCAUAAGAAAUAUCAUAAUGCAUGCCAUGGCUGAUUGGUAUGUAAGAGGAGAAGGAGACCAAACCCGUCUUUCAAGGAUACUUGAUGUAGCACAAGAUUUAAAGGCAUUGUCAAUGCUUCUUAACUUGACACCGUUUCUGUUUGUCAUAGAUUUAGCUUGUUUGGCUUCUAGAAGAGAAUACUUAAAGUUGGAUAAAUGGCUUGGAGAUAAAGUUAGAGAGCAUGGUGAAGCUUUUAUUCAAGCAUCUCUUAACUUCUUAAAUCGGCGUUGUCCCCAAAUUAUGGGUGGAAGCAUCAAAGAAGAAAAUCUGCCUAAAACUGCAUUGCCUGCUGAAACUUUAGCAACAAUAUUAAGUUUACUUCAAAGUUUAGUUGGUUCUAUAUCUCAAGAAUUAUCAGAGACUAUUUUGACCAUGGUUGGAAAUUGUGGUGUUGUUUUAAAUAAGAACAGAUUACCACCUCCUGGUGUUGUUAAAACUUCACAGGGUACUUUACAGUCAGUCAUGUCUCCCUCUGUGAUCACUCCAAAUUCAAGUUUGGAGCAGUUGGGUAGUUUGACAUCAUCCGUCUCAGCACUUACAUUAAGUAAUAAUGUGAAAGCUAUAAGCAGUGUAAAUUCAGCAUUUCCAUUAGCUGGAUCCCUAAGCUCACUUUCAAUUCCAUCAUCUGGAUCGCCUGCUAAGAUAUUAUCAGUUGUUACACCGUCAACACCUGCUGUUUCAUCUGUUAGUCAAAUAACGCAAAAUUCUUUCCCUGGUGGUGGCAUGUCGUCUGCAUCAACCCAGUUACCUGGGCAGUUCAGUUCACAGCUGGGCGGAGAUUUUGGAGCAAUUUUUCCAGAUGCGAGCCAGCCCGUUUCCAAAGAAAUAGAAGAUGAAGCAAAUGGAUACUUCCAACGGAUUUAUAAUCAUUCGCCACAUUCCUCUCUCCCUAUUGAAGAUGUUCUAGAUAUGUUAAAAAGGUUUCAAGACUCUCCAAUUAAAAGAGAGAGGGAGGUGUUUAACUGUAUGAUUAGAAAUCUGUUUGAAGAGUACAGAUUUUUCCCACAAUAUCCUGACAAAGAAUUAAUUACUACAGCCCAACUGUUUGGUGGAAUAAUAGACCAGAAUCUUGUUAGUAUAUUGAAUAUGGUGCAAGAUCUCAGGAACCUCCUAAUCGACCUCAAGGGCCUAUUAUACCCCAAAGUUUAAGUGUUGCAUCAGCAUUUCCGGCCUUAACUCAAACACCAGCAUUACCUCUUACAACGACUGUAACCGUCACAGUCACAACUGUUUCAACUAAGACCACUAUUGCUGGAAAGCCAUCAAUUGCCAAUGCAACAAAUAUUGAUACACUACUUGUGGCCACAGAAAAAGAUGAAAAGUUAGUAGUUCCUCCUGAAGCCGUUCAGGACAAAGUAGCUUUUAUUGUGAAUAAUUUGUCUCAAUCUAACCUAACCCAAAAGACUGAUGAAUUUAGAGAAAUUGUGAAGGAUGAAUAUUGGCCCUGGGCGUCUCAAUAUCUAGUCAUGAAAAGAGCUUCAAUUGAACCAAAUUUCCACUCCUUAUAUUCCAAUUUCUUAGAUACAUGUAAGCUAAAUGAUCUCACCAAACUUGUGAUUAGGGAGACUUUUCGCAAUAUUAAGGUAUUACUUCGAAGUGACAAAGGAAUUGCUAAUUUUUCGGACAGGUCUUUACUGAAAAAUUUAGGACAUUGGUUGGGCAUGCUUACACUAGCCAAAUGCAAACCAAUUUUGCACAUUGAUAUAGAUGUAAAGUCACUGUUGAUUGAAGCCUACCAUAAUGGGCAACAAGAGCUGUUAUAUGUUGUACCAUUCGUAGCAAAAGUUCUGGAAUCAUGUUCGAAGAGCAAAGUAUUUAAGCCCCCAAAUCCAUGGACUAUGGGAAUUAUGAAUGUUUUAGGAGAACUACAUCAAGAACCAGAUUUAAAAUUAAAUCUGAAGUUUGAAAUUGAAGUUCUUUGCAAAACAUUGAGCAUCGAUAUUAACGAUUUAAAACCUGGUAAUAUACUUAAAGACCAAGAACGUUACUUGAAAAUUGAGCCACAGCUGUCACCAUUGCCAAAACAUAAAGAACAGCAAGUUAUAACUGCAGUAAACAUCCAAGUUCCUCAGCAGCCUUCUCUUGGAGCGGUACUUGCAGCUCCUCCCAAUCCUAUUCCUAAUAAUGUUUUACAUGAAGAAAACUUACAAAAUGUAUCUAUUAAUAAUAGCCCUCCUGCAACUAUUCAGGCUGCUCCACUUGCACCAUUGUCAACAACAAUGCCUCAGCCUCAGUUUUCAUAUGGAGACAUUAAUAUUUUAUCUACUAAUCAUUUGAAUCAACAUUUACUCAUCAAUACACAGAUUCCUCUGUUUCAAGCUCACAAUCAGUUGAAACAGUGUGUUAGACUUGCUGUUGAAAGAGCUGUGCAAGAAUGGAUGGUUCCAGUUGUUGAUAGAUCCAUCAAAAUUUCUCUGACAACUUGUGAGCAAAUCAUUAAAAAGGAUUUUGCACUGGAUCCAGAAGAAUCACGUAUGAGGGUUUCAGCACAUCACAUGGUUCGGAGCUUAACUGCUGGGAUGGUUAUGAUAACAUGUAGAGACCCUUUAUUUGUAACUAUUUUAACAAACCUGCGUAAUGCUUUCUUGGCGACAUUACGUAAUGCUACUCCUCAACAGAAAGAAAUGACAGAUCAAGCUGCUGAAAUAGUUGCACGUGACAAUUUAGAACUUGCAUGCUGUUUUAUACAAAAAACUGCAGUUGAGAAGGCUCUGCCAGAAAUUGAUAAAAGAUUAAGUUCUGAAUAUGAAGCACGUAAACAUGCAAGGAGUGAAGGUAGAAGGUAUUGUGAUCCUAUGGCAUUAACUUAUCAAGCUGAAAGAAUGCCAGAACAAAUUAGACUGAAGGUUGGUGGUGUUACUCCCCAACAAAUGGGUGUAUAUGAAGAAUUUGCACGAAUGAUUCCAGGAUUCUUGCCAAAUGGUGAAAGAGAACAAACUAACAGCUUUAUAAACAAGCCAGUAGCUAUUAUGACACCUUAUUCUGCUACAGAUGAAAUCACACAAAUAUAUGACAAAUUAAUUUCUGAACUAGAAAUAUUAGUUCAUGGAAUUAUUGCACCUGGGAAUCCACAUUUAACUGCCUUGCACAAUUUACUUGAUGCUGUACUUGUAGCAAGAUCAUCCCGAGAAUUACCAUCUGCAGUUUCUUUAUUGCAAAAAGCAGUUGAUGGUUUUCUAGAAGGAAUGUGUCAAGUUGCAGGAGACAACGAAAUUAUGUUACGCUUUAGAGAUGGACACUUGUUAGUAUUGAAAGCUCUUGCUGAUCCCAGGAUGUAUGGACAUCAGUGGACUAGCAAGCAAGUUACACGUUGGUUGAUGGAAAGUAGAGAUGAAUGUAGAUAUAAUCCUGAGUCAGUUGAUCUUUUAAUCCGUAAUCACCUCAUAAAUCUGCAAGCAUAUGAUUUGCAUCUUACCCAGUCGAUGGAAAAUGGAAUGAAUCCAAUUGCUGUAAAUUUUGCUAUGCAACUAGCUAAAUUGUACCUUUUGGAUGAAAGGCAAAGUGGUUUGGUGUCAGAAGUUGAUUUAUAUAAUACAGUAGAAACAUUAGCACGUAUUGCUACACUUCCGCGUCAACUUCCUGAAGGGCUUCCUCAGCUGUUGGAUAUGCUUAGGACAACCGGUGAUCCAACUUUUUUAGAUCGUGCUCCUGGUGGAGGACCUAUGUCAAUGAUGUAUUCUGGGAUUACUCAAGCUCGAGAAUUUGAUGAUCCCCCUGGUUUAUAUGAGAAAACUGAGUUUCUUCUCAGAGAAUGGGUUAAUAUGUUUCAUGCUCCAAAUGCAGGAAGAGACAGUACUAAAGCAUUUUCGCUUUUUGUCCAUCAAAUGAAUUUGCAAGGUAUUUUAAAGACUGAUGAACUGAUUACUCGAUUUUUUCGUUUAAGUACAGAAAUGUGUGUCGAUCUUUGUUAUCGAGUUCUGAUUGAUCAGAGCUUGAAAUCUCCAACUGUUAUUCGUGCAAAAUGCUUUCAUACUCUGGAUGCUUACGUUCGCCUAAUCGCUCUUCUAGUAAAACACAGUGGUGAUGCUAGCAAUACAAUUACCAAAGUCAAUUUGUUGAAUAAGGUGCUAGGCAUUGUUACUGGUGUUCUUUUGCAAGAUCAAGAAUUACGAGGAGUUGAUUUUCAGCAGCUGCCUUAUCAUAGGAUUUUCAUUAUGUUAUUUUUGGAACUCAGUGCUCCGGAGUCUGUUUUGGAAGCUAUAAGCACUCAGAUAAUGACGGCAUUUUGCAAUACACUGUAUUACUUGCGACCUCAAAAAGCUCCUGGCUUUGCUUAUGCUUGGUUAGAGCUUGUCUCACAUAGGGUAUUUCUUGGGAGAGUGUUAGCUCUAUCUGCUGCCCAAAAAGGUUGGACAAUGUAUGCUCAACUUCUGAUUAGUCUGUUCAAGUUUUUGGCUCCUUUUCUUCGAAAUGUUGAGCUUGCUGCUCCAAUUCAGUUACUGUACAAGGGAACUCUUAGAGUGCUAUUGGUGCUACUUCAUGACUUUCCUGAAUUUCUCUGUGAUUAUCAUUAUGGAUUUUGUGAUGUUAUUGCUCCCAAUUGCAUUCAAAUGCGAAAUCUUAUUUUAAGUGCUUUUCCGAGAAAUAUGAGGUUGCCUGAUCCUUUUACUCCUAAUCUCAAAGUUGAUUUAUUACCAGAAAUCACACAAGCCCCAAGAAUUCUUGCCAAUUUUAACAAUCUGAUCACACCAGCAACUUUUAAAAAGGAUUUGGAUUCUUACAUAAAAACAAGAGCUCCUGUUACUUUCCUCUCAGAAUUAAGAACAAGCCUUCAAGUUUCAAAUGAGCCUGGAGUGCGAUACAACAUCCCACUGAUAAAUGCUCUUGUUCUUUACGUUGGGACGCAGGCAAUAAGUUAUAUCCAAAGUAAAGGUUCAACGCCUAAUAUGAGUACCAUUACCCAUUCAUCACACAUGGACAUUUUUCAAAAUUUAGCUGUUGAUUCUGAUACUGAAGGGAGGUAUUUAUUUUUAAAUGCAAUUGCAAACCAACUGAGGUAUCCAAAUAGCCAUACUCAUUAUUUCAGCUGUACGCUACUAUAUUUGUUUGCUGAAGCUAAUACAGAAGCCAUUCAAGAGCAAAUCACAAGGGUUCUAUUAGAACGACUGAUUGUAAAUAGACCUCAUCCAUGGGGUUUGUUAAUAACUUUUAUUGAAUUGAUUAAAAAUCAAACUUUUAAAUUUUGGAAUCAUGAAUUUGUUAGAUGUGCACCUGAAAUUGAAAAGCUCUUUGAAUCUGUUGCUAGAUCAUGUAUGCAUCCAAAACCUUCAUCUGAACAAACAAACUCAUGAGAAAUACUUGUAUAUAUUGAUGAAAAACUGUGAUUAUACUGCCUAUCAUGGACUGUAAAGCAUCAAAGCUCCUGUUGUUCAUUGCCACAGUUCUUUCGUAUUCAUAAAAGUUCCAGUUUUCCCUGCCUGCCAAACAAACUAUUGUGAUGGGCAUCGCAUUUUAACCUGGCAGCUGGGACCAUGUACAUUAAAUCAUAGAUUUUGUUUUAUCUGUGUUUUUGUAGUUGAUGUAUAAUUUUUGGAGAUGAUUUUUGCAAUAAAUAAAUUAAUUUUCUCGUAA
Molecule: messenger RNA, 6393 nt
Organism: Uloborus diversus
Lineage: Eukaryota; Metazoa; Arthropoda; Arachnida; Araneae; Uloboridae
Gene: Not1
Product: CCR4-NOT transcription complex subunit 1-like
Biological process (GO): nuclear-transcribed mRNA catabolic process, deadenylation-dependent decay
Cellular component (GO): CCR4-NOT core complex; P-body
Molecular function (GO): molecular adaptor activity
Source: RefSeq, a predicted model, not a curated record